AUCGGCACAUAGUCGCGGCAAACUCCGAGUGGCAACUGAUGGUGGAUCAAACAGGGAACUCUAUCUGCAAGUAUCUUCACGGAAGGACCGUGAAAGAUCACGCCGGCGACAGCGAUUCCGCAGUUCACUUGGAUUAGUUCACUACGAAGAUUUUUUCCGAGUAGCACGAACGGAGACUCUCUUGCAGUUCACCAUGUCUCUCACCGGGCCAAAUCACGCAGCUUACACAUGGGUAGCGCAAGGAGGCGGAUUUGGUAAUCAAACGGUGGUCGACAAAGUGUCGUCAGAUAUGCUCCACUUGAUUGAUCCCCAUUGGUACCAAUUCCCGCCGAUGAACACUUUGUGGCACGCGAUCAUCGGCUUAGUCAUCGGUGUCCUCGGCGUAAUAUCCGUCAUCGGUAACGGUAUGGUGAUAUAUAUAUUCACCACCACUAAGAGUCUCCGCACCCCCAGCAACCUGCUCGUCAUCAAUCUCGCCCUUUCCGACUUUCUCAUGAUGCUGUGUAUGUCUCCGGCUAUGGUGAUCAACUGUUACUACGAGACUUGGGUGCUAGGGCCAUUUGUGUGUGAAUUGUAUGGCAUGACGGGUUCUCUGUUCGGAAGUAUCUCCAUAUGGACAAUGACGAUGAUUGCAUUCGACAGGUACAAUGUGAUUGUCAAAGGCUUGUCCGCUAAGCCAAUGACCAUUAACGGCGCUCUCCUUCGCAUACUCGCUAUUUGGGCUUUUUCAUUAUUUUGGACAAUCGCUCCGAUGUUCGGAUGGAACCGCUACGUGCCUGAGGGCAACAUGACUGCUUGUGGUACCGAUUAUUUGAACAAGGACAUGCUCUCCAGAUCGUACAUCCUUGUCUACAGCAUUUUCGUCUAUUUUGCGCCGUUGUUCCUCAUCAUCUAUAGCUACUUCUACAUCAUUCAGGCUGUCGCCGCUCAUGAGAAGAAUAUGCGUGAGCAAGCGAAAAAGAUGAACGUCGCUUCCCUACGAUCGGCCGAGAAUCAAAACACCAGUGCUGAAUGCAAGCUGGCGAAGGUAGCUCUCAUGACCAUUUCACUGUGGUUUAUGGCGUGGACUCCAUACCUGGUUAUUAAUUAUGCGGGUAUCUUCGAGACAACAAAAAUCAGCCCGCUUUUUACGAUCUGGGGUUCUCUCUUUGCUAAAGCCAACGCCGUAUAUAAUCCCAUUGUGUAUGGCAUAAGUCACCCCAAGUACCGAGCUGCUCUCUUCCAAAGGUUCCCAUCUCUGGCGUGUUCCACCGGCGAAUCGGCGUCUGGCGCGGAUACGAUGUCCACGACUACUACGGUUACAGAAGGCGAGAAACCUGUCGCAUAAAAUAACAAUGUUGUAUACACAUAAUUUUUUUUUACAACAGUAAAUUUACUACAGUAAAUUCACUAAGUGAAACAGCGUGAAACAUUAAUUACAUUCUUGUUAUAAAAAAAUGAAGCACGCAGAUAGGAAAGCAUGCAGAAAAAUUUUAGUAUUAUUUUAAUUGUAAAUGUAACAUAUAAUUUAUUAUGUCAUAAUUGUAAAUCUAAUCUUUAAAAUUAUUAAUUCUACUUUUAAUUUAUGUAACAUAUAGUAACUCAAACAGCUGCACUGUUUAAAAUCAGGACAUUAUGUUGUCUGAGAAUCUUUAAAAAAUUGAUGUUAGAAAUAAAUGUUUGUAUAAAUAUUA
Molecule: messenger RNA, 1673 nt
Organism: Monomorium pharaonis (pharaoh ant)
Lineage: Eukaryota; Metazoa; Arthropoda; Insecta; Hymenoptera; Formicidae
Gene: Lop1
Product: rhodopsin
Exons: 6
Coding region: 194-1327 (377 amino acids)
Biological process (GO): phototransduction; visual perception; G protein-coupled receptor signaling pathway
Cellular component (GO): membrane
Molecular function (GO): G protein-coupled receptor activity
Source: RefSeq, a predicted model, not a curated record